CCCGUCCUCCUAUAGCUCCUCCCACCAGCCUCCUCUGGUGGAAAUGUCUAAUUAUUUUGUAUAAAGGGAUAUGUGAAAGAUAUUUUCAUAAACCUCAAGACAUUUUUCCAUAAUAGCCUAACCAUGGAUAGGUGGAUGUGGUUAUCCAGGUAUCUGGGGCAUGGAACACGAACAAGGAAGUAACGCAACAUGUAAAACAGAGUGAGAUGAUUGGUAUCAGUCACCUCAGUAGAUGGAGAGCAUUUCAGCCUCUGCUCUAACAACUCUCUCUUACUUAGAAACCAACAAUGUUGUUUCUUGUGGUGAUGGUGUCAUUUCACCUGGUGAAACAAAGUGACACAUGCUCCUCUUUACCACGACUGAGCCUGGAUGGAGACUACAUUGUGGGGGGACUAUUCCAGCUGCAUGAGAAGUAUGGAGGGACUGGUCCAGCGACUGACACUGAAAACAGAAAACCUGAGGUGCUUCAAUGUCACAGGUUUAAAUUUUCCUCAGCAAGCUACCAGCAGAUUCAAGUCAUGAGGUUUGCUAUUGAAGAGAUCAACAACUCCACAUUGCUGUUGCCUGGUGUCAGCCUGGGCUAUGAGAUUUUUGACUACUGCUCUGACUUGCUCAGUUAUGGGGCUGCUCUGGAAUUUCUGACCCAAAAGGGAAGAGGAGCCAUCCCCGUGUGGAACGGUACAAACUACAGACCUAAAGUCAUCUCAGUCACUGGCCCGUUUGGAAGCAGCCAAACCAUCAGUGUCGCCCCUCUGUACAUGUCUGAGAUGAUUCCAAUGGUGACUCAUGGGGCAACAAGUGUCCAACUGAGCUCAAAAAACAGAUUUCCCUCCUUUUUCCGAACCAUUCCCAGCGACAAAUAUCAGGUGGAGUCUAUAGUCCGUAUACUCCAACAGUUUAACUGGAACUGGGUGGCUUUCAUCGGUGGUGACAAUGACUACAGCAGAGAUGCCUUGACAGUUUUUCAGGAUAAGAUUAGACCAGCUAACAUCUGUUUGGCGUACCAAGACACCAUUCCCCAAAACCAAUCCUUAAUAGGGCGUCUAUUCAACAACAUAGCCAUGUUCAAUGUCCAGGUUAUUGUAGUCUUUGCCAAUGUGGAGUUUGUCAUUCCUUUCAUCCAAAAGGCCAUAGAUCUCAGAGUGAAGGAGAAGAUAUGGAUCGCUAGUGAGACAUGGUCCAUGAACCAAGAGUUGAUCAAGAAGAGUCAGAUUGAGAGGAUAGGGACGGUCUUAGGUGUCACUGUACGGAGGCACAAGGACCUGAGAGGAUUUGAUGAGUUCAUUAACAACACAGUAAAAUCCAGACAUGAGAAUGCAUGCACUGACAUGGACUUGAAGGAAAGAUGUGGUCAGAUUUGCUCAGACUGCAACUCCACCAGUGCCCAGACAAUUAUUGGAGAGGACCCGACAUACAGCUUUGUCAUCUACUCUGCAGUGUAUGCUGUGGCUCAUGCACUCCACAAUGUUUUGCGAUGUGGGACACGGAACUGUGCCAACUCAGAAUUCAUUGCUUAUCCUUACAUGGUCACUGAGGCACUAAAACAGGUCAAAUUCAAAUUGGACAAUCAAAGUAUAGAGUUUGAUGAGAACGGGGACCCACCGGCUCAUUACGACAUUGUACACUGGGACUGCAAAAAUAAAACAUGUUCUAAUGUGGACAUUGGCUCAUACCUUACCAACCCCACACCAAGCUUCCAUAUUAAUGAAACUCUCAUACAUUGGUUUGAGGGCACAAAGGCUCCAGUUCUGCAGUGUUCUAGUGAGUGUAAAUCUGGCUCCAGAAGAGUUCAAACUGGCUUCCACACCUGCUGUUUUGAGUGUGAGAUCUGCUCUGAUGGAAAGUACAUCAACCACACAGCCGAUCCCUACAGCUGCAUAGCAUGCCAAAAGGAUGAGUGGGCCAGGAAUGGCAGUACCUCAUGCACUAAGCGCUCUAUAGAGUAUCUGCAUUCUGAUGCUCCGUUGGCCAUUUUUCUGAUGUUCCAGGCCAGCUCCAUCAUCCUCAUCUCAAUGGCCAUCUUGGUUCUGUUCCUUUGUAAGAAGGACACCCCUGUGGUAAAGUCAGCUGGUGGGAGGCUCUGCUUCUUCAUGUUGUGUUGCUUGUCCAUGUCCUCUAUCAGUGUCUUCCUCCACAUCGGCAAACCCACCGAGGCCAUCUGCACCGUACGCAAUUCUGUGUUUGUAGUCUUCUAUGUGGCCUGCCUGUCCUGUCUCGCUGUUCGCUCCUUCCAGAUUGUCUGUAUCUUCAAAAUGGCCGCCAAACUGCCCAAAGCGUAUGAUUUCUGGGUCAAGCAUGGUGGUCAGUGGAUCACUAUUAUCACAACCACUGUCAUAAUGCUGUUUCUGUGCAUUUUGUGGAUAGCCAUUGAAGGACCCAAGCCCAAUCAGAUAACAUUGUAUAGCGAGAUAAUUUUGGAUUGCACAUAUGGAGUCAUCCCCAUCUUUUAUGUGAUAGUACUGUUUGCCGUUUUGCUGGGUAUUGCAUGCUUUAGUUUUGCCUACAUGGGAACUGACCUGCCCAAAAACUACAACGAGGGUAAAUCUAUCACUUUCAGCUUGCUUAUCUUCUUCAUCUCUUGGGUCAUCUCUCUGACGGUGCACCUGUCUACCAAAGGAAAGCACACACUCUCUGUCAAUCCUUUCUCUGUGCUGUGCAGUCUGUAUGGUAUACUCUUUGGUUACUUCUUUCCUAAAUGCUAUAUCAUUAUCAUUACACCUGAGCGUAAUACAGCAGCCUAUUUUCAAACUGCAAUCCAGAGUUACACACUUCAACCUAGAUAAUGUACAUAUGUUGAGACAUAUUGUUGUGUGGCACUAGAACUGCCAGUUAGUCCUGUGAUGUUUCUUUUCAGUCAAUAUCUAUAUUUUUUAAUCCCAUACUGUUUUCCUCCAUUAAAGCAUUUGAAUUGUUUUCCCAUUAAUAAAACACUUUCUAAAUU
Oncorhynchus kisutch (coho salmon) is the source of this 2941-nucleotide messenger RNA. RefSeq names its product taste receptor type 1 member 1. Gene Ontology annotation, biological process: G protein-coupled receptor signaling pathway. The record is from RefSeq and is a predicted model, not a curated record. Gene Ontology annotation, cellular component: plasma membrane. Gene Ontology annotation, molecular function: G protein-coupled receptor activity. Lineage: Eukaryota; Metazoa; Chordata; Actinopteri; Salmoniformes; Salmonidae. The transcript is spliced from 6 exons. The coding region runs from base 288 to 2783 and encodes 831 amino acids.